AUGCCAAGGAACGGCACAUGUGUGAUGAAUCAAAUGCUGGCAGAAUCAAAGCCAGUCGAGGAAUUGGGCGACGAAACGGCGCCAGCGCAUCCGACUGGCCCGUUCAAGCUAUUGGGAGAGGAUCUGAUCGUGAAUCAGAUGCGCCGGCUGAUUCAACUCCUCGACAACUGGGUCAAAGUCAACUUCAAAGACGUGGCAAAGAUACCACCAGAAUCGCUUGAGACAGACGGGCAGCUCAACGCGCCCCAGCGACGGGCCUUGGUUCAUGCCACUGUCGCCAAUCUUAUCCAUGCUGAGAUAUUUGGACCCUACCACUUCUAG
Messenger RNA from Aspergillus fijiensis CBS 313.89, 321 nucleotides. RefSeq lists its product as uncharacterized. The coding region runs from base 1 to 321 and encodes 106 amino acids. Lineage: Eukaryota; Fungi; Ascomycota; Eurotiomycetes; Eurotiales; Aspergillaceae. The record is from RefSeq and is a predicted model, not a curated record. The transcript is spliced from 2 exons.